Molecule: messenger RNA, 3651 nt
Organism: Musa acuminata subsp. malaccensis (wild Malaysian banana)
Lineage: Eukaryota; Viridiplantae; Streptophyta; Magnoliopsida; Zingiberales; Musaceae
Product: probable inactive receptor kinase At5g10020
Biological process (GO): protein phosphorylation
Molecular function (GO): protein kinase activity; ATP binding; protein binding
Source: RefSeq, a predicted model, not a curated record
AAUUUACAUGUUGAAGCCACCUCCCCAACUCCUCUCUGUCCCUUUCUCUCUCUCACACGCACUUCUCUUCCUCUCUUCCUUCCUCAAAAGGGUUUCCUCCAUGACUAGGGUUUCCUCCACCGCUCCCUGAAGCCCAGCCCUCGCCUCAGAGGAGAAUACCGCAGUAGAUGGAUCCGUACAUCCGCGACGCCCUCCUCCUGCUCUCCCUCUUCUUCUUCUUCUUCUUCUCCGCCGUCGUCGUCGCGGACGAGGAGGAGGCCAGGGCCCUCAUCGAGUUCAAGAAGGGCAUCUCCUCCGACCCCUCCGGCCGCGUGUUCGGAUCCUGGAACCAGCCCGGGGCGGGAUCUGCCGUCUGCGGAUCGUGGUACGGCGUCGCCUGUGACGCCGCCGGCGGCGUCGUGGCCGUCGACCUCGCCCGCCUCGGCCUCGUCGGUGACCUCAAGUUCUCUACUCUCGCCCCGCUUGCUCGCCUCCAGAACCUCAGCCUCGCCGGCAAUGCCUUGACCGGCCGCCUCGUGCCCGCCCUCGGCGGCGUGUCCUCGCUGCGGCGCUUGGAUCUCUCGGCUAACCAGUUCUACGGACCCAUUCCCGGCCGGAUCACUGAGCUUUGGGGGUUGACUUACCUCAAUCUUUCUUGGAAUAACUUGUCGCAAGGGUUUCCCGCCGGGAUCCGGAAUCUUCAGCAGCUCAGGGUGCUGGAUUUGAGAUCCAAUGGCCUGUGGGGAGACAUCGGGACGCUGCUUUCGGAGCUCAGGAACAUAGACUAUGUCGAUCUGAGUAGUAACGACUUCACUGGGAACCUCCUUGUUGAUGCGGAGAACCUCACGGGCUUGGGGAAUACGGUCAAGUACUUGAACUUGAGUAAUAACAAGCUCAGCGGCGGCUUCUUUUCGAAUGAUGCUAUACCAGCGUUCAAGAAUUUGGAGUCUUUGGAUGUCAGCAACAAUCAACUGAGUGGGGAACUUCCGUCUUUUGACUCGGUGUUCAGCUUAAGAGUUUUCCGGGCUGUUGCUAAUAAGCUGCAUGGAUCUGUACCGGGAGCUCUGCUUGCCAGUACCCUGCACUUAUCAGAACUUGACUUCAGUGGAAAUGGCUUUACAGGUAAUGUUAGGGAUAUCACCUCUACAUCCUUGAAGUUUCUAAAUCUGUCCUCGAAUAUGCUAUCAGGUUUAUUGCCGUCAAGCAUAGGGGUAUGCAUAUCAGUGGAUUUUAGUAAUAACAAUAUCUCUGGUGGUCUAUCUGUGAUGCAGAGCUGGGAACCUACAUUAGCAAUUAUUGAUUUAAGCUCAAAUUCAUUGUCUGGGAACUAUCCUGAGGCAUCUCAACUUCAGAACCUGACAUCCAUAAGACUUCGAAAUAAUUCUUUGGUUGGCUCUCUUCCUUCUACCUUAGGAAAUUAUCCUGAGUUAUCCAUAAUUGAUCUCAGUCUAAACAGACUUUCAGGACCAGUUCUGCCAGGACUUUUCACAUCCUUAACCUUAAUUAGCUUGAAUCUUUCAGGGAACCAAUUUUCUGGAAUUAUUCCACUUCAAAGUUCACAUUCAACCGAAUCACUUGUUCUUCCUUCUUAUAGUCAUCUGGAGAGUCUUGAUUUAUCUAAUAACUUAUUAAUUGGUCCAUUGCCUCCAGAAAUUGGUAACAUGCAAAGACUUAAGUUGCUCAUUCUUCGAAACAAUACCUUAUCUGGAGAGUUGCCCAGUGAGCUAAGCAAGCUUGGCACUUUGGAAAUACUUGACCUAUCGAUGAAUCAUUUUAGGGGUAGAAUACCUGACAUGCCUCAGUCAGGUCUGAAUGUUUUCAAUGUUUCCUACAAUGAUCUAUCAGGCACUAUACCAGAAACUCUGCAGAGGUUCCCAAGCACCGCAUUUUAUCCAGGAAAUAAUUUACUGGUUUCUCCCAACGGCAUGACUUCAGGAAGUAACGGUGAAGGCGGUGAUAGUCAUCAUCAUAUGAAGUAUAGUGUUCGAAUUGCAUCUAUUGUUGGCUCUAUUGGUGCUGUCAUGUUAAUUUUGUUUGCAUUAAUGGCAUUAUAUGUGAUAAGGACCCAAGAACUUUGUGGAAAGAAUCGAUUUAGAGAUCAGGCAACUGGAAUGGAAGUAAAACUUGGGAGAUUUGGUCGUCGUAAGAUAUUUAAAUCUUCAAAAGAUACUCCUGCGACCAAUUCGAUGAGUUUCUCGAAUGAUCAUCUCUUAACAUCAGCUACCAGAUCAGUGGCUGCACACAAGGAGUUAUUAACAGAAGCUGUCGAAUGUGGUUAUUCUGAUCACAGGACAGAAUCUACGGUAAAUAAUGUGCUGCAGAAUCAUCCUGCGACCUGUACCACAGGAGAGAGAUCUUCUCCAGGGUCACCAUUAGGCUCUUCACCUCAUUUAAUUGAUUUGGGUGUAUCUGAGCAAUCAGUGAUGUUAGAUGUCUAUUCACCGGACCGACUGGCUGGAGAACUUUUUUUCCUGGACAACUCUUUGAUUUUCACAGCUGAAGAAUUAUCUCGUGCCCCUGCAGAAGUUCUUGGUAGAAGCAGCCAUGGGACUUCCUAUAAAGCAACCCUUGAUAGUGGUCACAUUUUGACUGUGAAGUGGUUAAGAGUUGGCCUUGUCAAAAUCAAAAAAGAAUUUGCUAAAGAAGCAAAGAGAAUUGGAACCAUCAAACAUCCUAAUAUCAUCCCUUGGAGGGCCUAUUAUUGGGGCCCAAGGGAGCAAGAGAGAUUGAUUAUUUCUGAUUAUGUUAAUGGAGAUAGUCUGGCACUUUAUCUUUAUGAAUCAACACCUAGAAGGUACUCCCGCCUCUCAGUAAGCCAAAGGCUAAAAAUUGCUAUUGAUGUGGCUCGGUCUUUGUAUUACCUCCAUAACGAGAAGGGCUUGGCUCAUGGAAGCCUAAAACCGACAAAUAUCCUCUUGACUGGCCCAGACCUCACUGCUCGAUUGACAGAUUACAGCCUCCAUCGUCUCACGACACAAGGUGGGACUGCCGAGCAUAUAUUAAACUUGGGAGCACUUGGGUACCGGGCACCUGAGCUACAAAGUGCGAGCAAGCCAUUCCCGUCAUUUAAGGCUGAUGUGUAUGCAUUUGGGGUGAUACUUAUGGAGCUGCUAACCCGAAGAAGUGCUGGUGAUAUUAUCUCGGGCCAGACAGGUGCAGUUGAUCUGACAGAUUGGGUUCAGAUGUGCAACAGAGAGGGGAGGGGAACGGACUGCUUCGAUAGAGAUAUCACAGGCUUGGAGGAAUGUCCAAGGGUGAUGGAUGAACUGCUUGCUGUAUCACUUAGGUGCAUUCUCCCUGUAAACGAGAGGCCUAACAUUAGGACCGUCUUUCAAGAUCUCUGUGCCAUAACAAUGUGAGAUUCUUUUUCUUUUCCUUCCCUUGUACAUGUAACUGGAAUCAUUUUUCCCCCAAUAUUUUUUUUUUUUUGGGCUCCCAGGCCUUGCAAAAUCAAGGUUUCUGUCCAAUUUAGUGUAACCAGUUUCAGCCAUUGGUUGAUUUGAUAGCGGUAAGAGUGUGGUCGAUUGAGUUGGAAAACCUCAUCUUUCUUUGUACUAAUUUUUAUGCUCCCCCUUCCCCCAUUUCUUGGGGUCCCUGUUUCUGAACAACUUGUGGCAGGCAGGAUGUGUAGCAUCUUUCAUCCCUUAACACUCUCAUCUAUUUUGCUUGCUA